CAAGUAGAUGUAGCCAGUCCUGGACGGACGGCCGCCAAUCCAGUAUCUCGCGAAUUGCUCGCUCGAUCUACGAUCGAUCGAUUAGAUCCGACGUGCGAGCAUACCUCGCCGGGGAGAAAACGAAUAAAAAAAAGGAAAGAGUGAUUUCUGGUCAGUGCUGAUUUGGGAUUACCCUAUCUCGCGAGGUUAAACAAAGAGCGGAGAAUAGCAGCGGGUGAAGGCAAGAAAACACACAUAUGGCGGCGACGAAGAAGAAGAUGAGAGAGAGAGAUGAGAUGAGAUUCCGGGCGCCGGGAGUUGGCUGGACUAUUGCCAUCCACGUAAUAUCAGACAUCGUGAUUAAAUUUACACGAAAUUAGGUUUUAUAUUUCUACACGUGUCGCCUCGAUAUAUGAACGGCAUAGUCUGUCAAAGCUGAGAGAGACACCAGCUCAACAUUGUAAAAUUUCGUGAGGCAGGGCCUAAGAGGAACGCAAUGUCAGCAGCUGUGAAAGAACGAACGACUACGCACACCACCAGGAAAAUUGUGAGUCAUGGCGGUCCUAUAUCUGGCCAGAGAGACGGAGCAGCUACCGCCAGCAGCCUCGAAAACAACUUGGAUGCACUUCUGGAGGACUUGCAGACGAGUGUCUCGAGAAGUGCUACUCCCAGCCGGGGCGGCAAAUCACUCUCGCCCCAAGUUAUAGAAUAUCGGGUGGCCGCCAACCCCACCAAAGUAGUCUCCGAGGGCAGACCCAUCUCUCCGACUCGUACGAGAAUGACCACUACUGAAAAGUUCGUCAGCACCGGUCCGAGUGGUACGUCGAGCGGUAUACCGGGACUAGAACUUCUGGAUGCAGAGCUGCAAAAUGUCCAACCCGGUCAAAGCAAGACGAUUGCGUAUAAGCAGGUCUCAUAUCAGUACAAUACGAACUUAGACGGUAAGCCAGAUUCGUGGGUUACAUCAGAAAACAAACUGCCGCUCACUGGCGCGCCCUUGAUCGACGACGUUCAUGAGACCACUUACGAGGAGAGCCAAACUCCGACGACGUAUCAGAGCCCGGAGCCGAUUAUUAAGAAAUCGGUGGUCAAUAGAGAACUGGUCUACGGCGACAGCUCGACAUCUCGUACGAAGCAAACCUCCCCCCUGUCGGGAGCCCAGAGGGACGUCAAGUACAUUCACGAAACCAGUUACCAAACGGAGCCGCGACCGGUCCAAAGCAGCACCGUGACUACGGUGCACGCGAACGCACCGCAGGAAUACAAAACCAUCGAGUACGUCCCGUCGCCGACUCCGACGAUACCGAUCAAUCUAGCGCCCGGCCCAAAUACAAAAGUGACCACCACGAUCAAGACGUACACCUACGAGCUGCCGGGAGCGCCGGAGACGUAUCUACCCGGUGGCAGUGUGCCAGGAAGCGUUGUGCUUCCCGGCGAGAAAACAAUUACGUACACCCUACCGAGAAGCAGCAACAUCGCGGACAAGACCGUCACCUACCAGACCAUGACGGAGAAUGCACCGGGCCCACCCGCCGUACCGAUCAGAUAUAGCAGCCCGUCUCCGACCACCGAUGUCACGAAAAAGUCUACCACCAUUCACAAGGAGGCCAAGUUCUAUCACGAGGAGCAUGGAGCGUUGCCGUACGACGAGCCGCAGCCUCCCUACACCACCUAUCGCGCUGGUCCGUCACCAACGAACGUGGAAAGCAAAACCACCGUAACCAAGAAGUACUACCAGGUCGAUGGCAAUUAUCCCAAUGGGCACGGGCCGGCCGAUCGUCCGGAUUACCCCGGUGGAAGUACGACAGUCAUAUAUCAAAACCAACCGCCUACCGUGAUGGAAACGCACACCAGGACGGUCAAUCGAUUCGAAGAGUACGGACCAGACAGGCCGUCCAGUGACCAUCACCCACCAAUCGACAAACCAUCGGACACCACGACGAGGACCGUGACUACUUAUUACCCGCAGCAGUCGACGCAGCCCGGCACUACGGUCUACAAGUUCUCGAAUACGACGACGACGAUACCGCCGAAGAAGAACGCGGACGACCACGAGGUCCUUCUGCCGAAACCGUUCCCGACUGGUGUUCAAGUGAGCCCCACUAAACCGAUCACCAAUGGCGAAGGACCGCCGAAGAAGCUCGAAGACCUCAUGGCUUCAUUCUCCGAUUCCGAGCGAGAAGUAUUGGAGGAUAUUGAAAAGCAGGAGCGUCAGAAGAAGAAGGAAUCGUCGGCUGUGAAGAAAGAAGUUGAUUUUGUCCCGCAUACACCGCCGAAAGUGAAAAGCAAGAAUGUCGCCGGGCCGCCGGUUUAUUAUCCUCCCGGCUCAGCGGAAUUCACCAAGAAGGAAGAAUCUAGCGCAGCCAUGUCACAAUCUGGCGGUGAGUGGCAGAAAGCAAGUGGAAAAUAUGAAUACGAAGCUUCCAGCAAGAGCAAAAGCAAAAGCAGCAAGGGAGGCGCUGUCGUGCCUGUUUGCCUACCGUUGUGCUGCGCAUUACCAUGUGUUAUUAUGUAACUACUUGUUGCAUUAACAUAUCGAUACGUUAACUGCCAAGACAUAAAUUGGCUGACAACGUCAAUAGGUUACGUGUAUCACCGAAGCCAGAAUAGUGGUUUUUUCAAAGGCCAUUAUGUACCGGUCAACAAAAGUCUGGAUCCACAGUUAUUGUAUAGAAACUACCAGAGAAAGAGAGAGAGAGAGAGAUUUGUAUUGACAGCGCUACUUUAUAUUUACAAGUAUGGCCGAGCGUAAAAGAAUUAUUAUUUGUAUGAGGAACAAAAGCGUUUGAGUACCGCCCGUGGUAUAAGUGACAACGUGUUAAUGUAAGCAUAUAACGUGGUAUAAACAUUUUACACUACAUUAUAAAUGAAGAAAGGAAUAUAAGAGUGUAUAAAUUGAAAGAAUCACAGAGGAAAGCUGAUGUUAAAAUAUUUAACUGUUACAUACUAUUGCACACUUAAAAUUUUUCCCGUGUCAACACGAGAUCUGACUUUUUACAUAUUCUGAGAUAUCAUGUGCUUUCUUCUCUUUCUCUCCUUCCACGGCCGGAGCAUGCAUCUAUUGACAACAAAUAGCGUAAUUGAAGAAGAGACAUAUGCAUGCAUGUUAAUAUUUAACACGCGAUGAGCUAUUUAUAAAAGUAAACAAGUAAUCAAAACAAAUUGUGCUACGUCCUAAAAAGGAAUCUCGUUCGAUAUGCUAUCAACUUUAUUUUAACGUAUUUAUACAUAUGAUGAAAAUAUCUUAACAUUAUAUUUAUUUUCUUUCUGUUAUAAGAAAAUAUAAUAAAAAUGACAAAUUAUUAAUUUUAGAUUUUUUAAACAUGCUACAAUGUGGCAUUUGUUAUAACAAGAUAUUACAAGAUAGACAUGGUGCCUUUUGUAAAUUCUUUAAGUAUAUUAUAUUGCUGUAUACCCUAUGGUUUAAACCAACAAGAUAAGUCAUUUAAUUAAUAACAUGGCCAUAGAAUAUGUUAACUGAUUAAAAAUUUUUAUUAACAAACCGUAUAUUUUUGUAUCUUCAUUUAUAUCGCUUGCUACGAUAUGUUGUGAAUUGUAGAUCAUAUAACAUUAGUAAAUUGCUACUUAAAUUGUUAAGGUAACAUUUACAUUUCCGAAAAUAGUAAAGAAUCUUUACAGUUUACAAAAUAAAUAAUAUUAUUAUUGUCAUUCUAUAAAAGAUACAAAGAAUCUUAAAUUAUCCCAUAAAUUAAGGGCUAUUUACAAGAAUAUUCGUUAAAAGUGCAUGAGUGUAAAAAUACAUGGCAUUAGAUAUUGUAACAAAAGUAGGAUAAAUUUUUAAUUACAUUAUACUACCGUGAAUUAUGGUGCUAUAAUAAUUUUAGAGUAUAAAUAAGAGUAUAAAUGGAAAAUAUAUCACUGCGACCAUGCAUAUUACAUAUAGGAUACAAGUAUUAUUUGUAAUUAUGUGUAAAAAAUAUAGUGCCAUGUUGUGACAUGUAAUAUUAUGUGUGUAUUAAUAUAUGAUAACAUAAUAGGUUGUACUUAAUACUAAUAAAUUUGCCAAUAUUUCUAAACAA
This is a messenger RNA of Dinoponera quadriceps, 4019 nucleotides long. Its product is annotated as soluble scavenger receptor cysteine-rich domain-containing protein SSC5D. NCBI's taxonomy places the organism in Eukaryota, Metazoa, Arthropoda, Insecta, Hymenoptera, Formicidae. The record is from RefSeq and is a predicted model, not a curated record. Bases 476 to 2494 code for a protein of 672 amino acids. The transcript has 12 exons.